Messenger RNA from Austrofundulus limnaeus, 2901 nucleotides. RefSeq names its product BR serine/threonine kinase 2a (gene brsk2a). The record is from RefSeq and is a predicted model, not a curated record. Gene Ontology annotation, biological process: intracellular signal transduction; protein phosphorylation. The transcript has 20 exons. Gene Ontology annotation, molecular function: ATP binding; protein serine/threonine kinase activity. NCBI's taxonomy places the organism in Eukaryota, Metazoa, Chordata, Actinopteri, Cyprinodontiformes, Rivulidae. Gene Ontology annotation, cellular component: cytoplasm. Bases 315 to 2549 code for a protein of 744 amino acids.
CGCACAGCAGCAGCGCAGGUUUUUUUUUUCUUCCUUUUUUUWAUACCCACAAUGAUUUUCAAAACACUUGCGACUCGUCUGCGAACGAGAGGAGGAAAGAGCGGAGAAACGGAGAGCCUCACCUCCUCAAACAACGAGUGAGGUCGGGAUAAAAGAAGAGCUCCGGAGAAAAAGAAGAGGAGAGGAAGAGAAGAAACUGUGGAGUUAACAGAGAGGGGGAGAAACAACGGCGGCUUGAAGCUCCAGGGAGGAGUGUCUGAUUGCUUUCUUCCAAAAAAAAAAAAAAAAGUGUCUAAUUUUACACAAAAUUCGACAUGUCAUCGUCCGGGAAAGACAACAGCGCUGCCCAACACGCCAAUUAUGUGGGACCUUAUCGUUUGGAGAAGACGCUGGGGAAAGGACAGACAGGGCUGGUAAAGCUUGGAGUCCACUGUGUAACGUGCCAGAAAGUUGCCAUAAAGAUUGUCAACCGUGAGAAGCUCAGUGAGUCAGUACUUAUGAAGGUGGAGCGAGAAAUAGCUAUUCUGAAGCUUAUAGAACACCCACAUGUUUUAAAGCUGCAUGAUGUCUAUGAAAAUAAAAAAUACUUGUACCUUGUCUUAGAACACGUGUCCGGGGGCGAACUGUUUGACUACUUGGUGAAGAAAGGCAGGUUAACACCCAAAGAGGCCAGGAAAUUUUUCAGACAAAUCAUGUCUGCCUUGGAUUUUUGCCACAGUCAUUCUAUAUGCCACAGGGACCUAAAGCCAGAGAACCUGUUGCUAGAUGAAAAGAACAACAUCAGGAUAGCAGACUUUGGCAUGGCGUCCCUUCAGGUUGGAGACAGUCUGUUGGAAACCAGCUGUGGAUCCCCACACUACGCGUGCCCAGAGGUCAUCAGGGGAGAGAAGUAUGAUGGAAGAAAAGCAGAUGUCUGGAGCUGUGGUGUCAUACUUUUUGCUCUUUUGGUGGGCGCCCUGCCGUUUGAUGAUGACAACCUAAGGAAUCUCCUGGAGAAAGUAAAGUUGGGAGUGUUUCAUAUGCCACACUUCAUCCCUCCAGACUGUCAAAACCUUCUCCGCARCAUGAUUGAAGUGGACGCUUCCAAAAGACUAACGUUAGAACAAAUCCAGAAGCACACGUGGUACAUUGGGGGUAAAAAUGAACCAGAACCCGAGCAGCCUGUGCCUAGAAAGGUAACCAUCCGCAGCCUGCCUUCUGCAGACGACAUCGACCCGGAUGUACUGGACAGUAUGAACUCCCUGGGCUGCUUCAGAGACAAAAACAAACUUCUGAAAGACCUGCUCUCAGAUGAUGAGAACCAAGAGAAGAUGAUCUACUUCUUGUUACUUGAUCGCAAAGAGAGGUACCCGAGUCAGGAGGACCAGAACCUUCCCCCUCGCAAUGAGAUUGAUCCACCAAGGAAGCGAGUGGAUUCCCCCAUGUUGAACCGUCAUGGCAAGAGGAGACCUGAGAGGAAGUCUAUGGAGGUCCUCAGUGUGACAGAUGGAGGUUCGCCGGUUCCAGCCAGGAGGGCUAUCGACAUGACACAACACGGACAAAGUAAAUCAGUGUACAGUAAAAGCUUGGAUAUUCCGGAUGGCAGAACAAAAUGCAGCAAAGAAGAAAGGUCACGAUCUAUCAGUGGAGCCUCUUCUGGCCUUUCCACCAGCCCCCUCAGCAGUCCACGGGUUACCCCUCACCCCUCCCCUCGAGGCAGCCCCCUCCCCACCCCAAAAGGCACUCCAGUGCACACUCCCAAGGACAGUCCAUCUGGGACGCCGACUCCUACGCCGCCUCCGAGCCCGUCCAUAGGAGGCAUGCCUUGGAGGACGCGUCUGAACUCCAUCAAGAACAGCUUCCUGGGCUCGCCACGCUUCCAUCGCAGGAAACUCCAAGUUCCUACACAAGAGGAAAUGUCCAGCCUCACACCAGAGUCUUCCCCAGAACUUGCCAAAAAAUCCUGGUUUGGUAACUUUAUCAACCUGGAGAAAGAGGAGCAGAUCUUUAUUGUCAUCAAGGACAAGCCUCUCAGCUCCAUCAAGGCAGACAUCGUCCAAGCCUUCCUCUCGAUUCCCAGCCUGAGUCACAGUGUCAUCUCACAGACCAGUUUUCGAGCAGAGUACAAGUCCACAGCCGGCCCCACAGUCUUCCAGAAGCCGGUCAAAUUUCAGGUGGACAUCACCUACACGGAGAGCACAGCUGCCACGAAAGAGAAUGGCAUCUACUCUGUCACUUUUACCCUGCUCUCAGGACCAAGCCGACGAUUUAAGCGAGUGAUCGAGACGAUUCAGAGUCAGUUGUUAAGCACACAUGACCAGCCGGGGGUUCAGCAGCUCUCUGGCAACCCAUUGAGUAACUUCUUUGACGUAAUUAAACAACUUUUUUCAGACGAGAAGAACGGACAGGUGCCCCGGCCUCCCGGCGCGCCCUCUAAGCGUUGCCCCGCCCCCAUGCACGUCCCGAGGCACGAGUCCGAAAACCAUGACACCAAAUUCCCACUGGCAAGCCAAGACCGAGCAAAGUUGUCCAUCCCGUCUGUUGGGGGGGCAGGAGGAGUCUUAGACUGAGAGACUUUGUGGCCGUGCUAAAGCCACCCCAGGGUGAAUAGAAACCAACAACUCAGAAGAGAGCACCGUCACAUUAUCACUUAUAGACAUAUUUUUUUAACAAAUUAUUUUAUUUAAAUUGAGAAAUGUUGAGUGAAUUCAAAUGAUAGUUUACAAACGAGGGUUUUCACCUCCAGAACAAACAUUACUUUAGUUUCCUUCAUUAUGAUUCAUCACCUCCCCACUCAUCUUUGACUCGUACUUUGUUUCCUGUUUUGGUGCUGAUGAACUCUGUAAUGACCUGACUGUUUCUCACACCAGGAAUUAUCCAGAAGACCUAUUAAAGUCCCUCUUCCUGCUUCACAUCCCCCCC